This is a messenger RNA of Arachis stenosperma, 2389 nucleotides long. RefSeq lists its product as uncharacterized. The record is from RefSeq and is a predicted model, not a curated record. The transcript has 2 exons. NCBI's taxonomy places the organism in Eukaryota, Viridiplantae, Streptophyta, Magnoliopsida, Fabales, Fabaceae. Bases 1513 to 2064 code for a protein of 183 amino acids.
AAAAAAAAUAUUAAUUUUUUUAAAUAAUUUAAUAAUAUCCAAACAAAUUCGUACGAAAAAGAUUUAUUUUAUUUAUUUUGUUUUAUCAUAUAUACUGUUGCAUUAUUCACUUUAUUAGAUAUUCUUAUAUGCUUUUAGUUCUUACAUCACACAUAAAUCAUGCAACCCGAUGGUGCAUUGGAAGGAACAUGGUGCCUGAACAAUUCCAACGUCAAUGAUACGUGGUGUUCUGGCCAGCCCAAUAAAAAUUGGAGGCAUUCGGCAGAUUAUUAAUCGGUUGGGUUUUUUAUUUAUAUGAAUUAAAUUGAUUUAUGUGUCGUCACACCAUUUUUUAAAAUCGUCACACCAUUUUUUAAAAAAAACUUGGACAACUAGUGAAAGUUUUCAGGCGAAUGAACCCAAAUGAAAGGAAUUUUUUUAUCUAUAUGAAUUAAAUUGACUUAUGCGUCGUCACACCAUUUUUUAGAAAAGACCUGGACAGCUAGUGGAAGUUUUCAAGCGAAUAGACCCAAAUAAAAGGGCCCAUCCGAAUUAAAGGUAUAAAAAAAGAGAGACCUAUUUAUCUUCUAAGGUGACCCCACCUGCUGACCUACCGACAUUCGUGGACGACAUCCUUUUUCACGCCGAGCACUCUCAGGUCUCGCUUCUCACCACCAACCGUUCCACUCAACCAAACGAGUCAAUGAACUGACGAACAAUGACGCCGUCUGCAUGGACUUGACACAGGCAGAAAAUAAAACCCAUUCCUUGUCCCAAGCAGGUACAAGAGGAAGGUGGAGGCACCGAACGUCCUGGGGUUAGCUCAUGAGCAGAGUGAGCUCGGAGACUUCUCAGAGGAGCCCAAAAACUCCCACUGACCAAGACCCCUCCCGAGAUCGAUCUCCAAAGAAGCGUUUGUUCGGUGGUAUUGAUAGCGAUAGCUCUCGAAUCACGCAGGAGCUCAGGCAUAGAGUCCAAAACUUGAAGAGAGAGUUGGCCGCGAGGGAUCACUACAACCCCGAGGUUAGCCGUAACACUAGCUCGUGCACUGAGCCCCGGCCUAGUCAUUCUCGCACCUGGUCCCCCAUAAGGAGGUUGGGAGAAAGGCACCAGGGAGAGGAAGACAACGGGCACGACCAAACUGACGAUCGAACCCAGUUCCCUUAGUCACGCGGCAAGUCGAGAAGCCGAGAACACAGGGAGGAGAGGAAAAGGAAACGCCGAAAUCCUGUAGUGAUUGGCGCAACUCCUUUUCACUCUUCCAUCCUCAAAGUUCGCUUACCUAAGAAUUUUGACAAGCCAACAAACAUGAGGCAUGAUGAAACCAAAGACCCGCAAGAGCACAUCACGGCCUUUGAGGCCAAGAUGAACCUGGAAGGUGUAGGAAAGGCAAUCAGAUGUCGCGCAUUUUCAAUGACCCUCGCAGGGCCGGUGAUACAUUGGUUCAACUCCUUACCGCAAGGGUACAUCAUGGCCUUUGCGGAUAUCUCUCAAAUGUUUCUUGCAUAGUUCACCACGUGAAUUGCCAAAGCAAUGCAGCCGAUCAACCUAUUGGAAGUGACCCAAUGCGUCGGCGAACCAACGAGGAACUAUCUGGACCAAUUUAAUGAUGAGUGUCUAGAAAUUGACUACCUCACGGACUUUGUGACCAGUUUGCGCCUCACUAACGGCCUGUUGAACGAAGACUUCAGGAAGCAUCUAACCACCAACCCUAUCUGGACAAUGCAAAAAAGACAAAGCGUAGCUAGAGAGUACAUCAAUGAUGAAGAAAUCAGCCAAGUAGUGGCUGCUAACAAAUGGCAGCUAGCUAUCCCGCCGGCUCGUCAAGCUAGUAACCCUAAGAAGCCAAGGGAGGUACCAAGAGAAGCAACAUCUGGGAGACCGUACAAGCCAUUUUCCCGUGUGGGCAAGUUUACGAACUACACCCUGUUGACGGCUCCGAUAGUAGAAGUUUACCAACAGAUAGCAGACAAAGGCAUCCUAGCCAAACCAAGACAAUUGAAAGAUUGGACAGGGGGAACAAGAACCUUUAUUGCGAUUACCAUAAGGACUUUGGGCACAAGACCCAAAAUUGUUUCGAUCUAAAUGAUGGGUUGGAGUAGGCUAUCCGAGAGGAGGAGGGAGAGAGAACACUCCGAAGAGGAUUAGAGACGAAUUGUGAAGCUGAGACAAUAUCCUCCCGAGAACCCGGGCACGACUCCAACAGUGGUGGUGAACGUAGUGGUCAGUAGAGACGUGAUAAACCCCAACUUUUUUGUUUAUCUUGUGUUAAAUUUAGAGAAUUUUAUCAACUUAUCUCACAUUUAUUCAAUGAAAUAGCAUGGUUUUGUGAAUUUCUCCUAAAUUUGUGCUUAAAAGUGAAAACAUGCUUUUUAGGUCUCAAACACUUUAAUUCCAUUCGAUAACUUGA